Molecule: messenger RNA, 1089 nt
Organism: Aureococcus anophagefferens
Lineage: Eukaryota; Pelagophyceae; Pelagomonadales; Pelagomonadaceae
Exons: 2
Coding region: 1-1089 (362 amino acids)
Biological process (GO): protein stabilization
Molecular function (GO): protein-folding chaperone binding
Source: RefSeq, a predicted model, not a curated record
AUGGACCUCGCGGCCGCGAACCAGCUCCUCUGCGACGAGCUCUACGACGCGGCGCUCGUCGCCUACGGGUCCGCCAUCGACGGCGACGACAAGUGCGCCGCCGCCUACGCCGGGCGCGCGGCCAUCUACCUGCGCCUCGAGAAGUACACGAACGCGCUCCAGGACGCGAACGCGGCGCUCGCCGAGGACGGCGCCUGCGAGCCGGCGCUCUACCGCAAGGGCCUGGCCUGCUUCCACCUCGACGAGUUCGAGACGGCGCUGGACAGCUUCCAGAAGGGCUUCAAGCUUUUGGGCGCGGACGCCGCGGCCGCGGCGACGCGCAAGUACGCGAUGUGGGCGCGCAAGUGCGAGGCGGAGAUCGAGGACGAGGACAGCGACAGCGAGGAGGAGGAGGAGGAGGACGUGCCGAGCGGCGUCAAGGUCGUGCCCUGCGACGUGAAGUACCAGUACUACCAGACCAACUCCCACCUGACGAUCACGCUCCUCGCGAAGAACGUCAAGGAGGAGGACGCGGAGAUCGUCAUCACCGAAACGACGCUCAUCUGCAAGCUGAAGCGCGACGGCGGCAAGUCCGAAAUGACGGUCAUCAGCGGCGAGCUCUACGACCCCGUCGUGCCCGCCGAGUGCAAGGUCAAGUACUUUAGCACGAAGAUCGACGUCAAGCUGAAGAAGAAGGACGCCUUCAACUGGAACGAGCUCCUCAAGGGCGACCUCAUCGGCGAGCCGAAGAAGAAGCCGCCGACGUUCAAGCCCGCGCCGGCGAGCACGACGUCGACGGCGACGCCCUACGCGGGCAAGCGCGACUGGCACCAGCUCGAGAAGGAGAUGGAGGCGGAGCUCGAGAAGGACAAGCCCGAGGGCGAGGAGGCGCUGAACAAGCUCUUCCAGGACAUCUACGGCAAGGCGACGCCCGAGACGCGGCGCGCGAUGAACAAGAGCUUCCAGACGUCCGGCGGCACCGUGCUCUCGACGAACUGGGGCGAGGUCGGCAAGACGGACUACGAGGACGGCGAGAACCGCCAGGCGCCCAACGGCAUGGAGUGGAAGAACUGGGAGGGCGAGAAGCUCCCCCAGAAGACGUCGGACUAG